Messenger RNA from Aphidius gifuensis, 1311 nucleotides. RefSeq names its product N-acetylneuraminate lyase-like. Gene Ontology annotation, molecular function: 4-hydroxy-tetrahydrodipicolinate synthase activity; N-acetylneuraminate lyase activity. Bases 166 to 1092 code for a protein of 308 amino acids. NCBI's taxonomy places the organism in Eukaryota, Metazoa, Arthropoda, Insecta, Hymenoptera, Braconidae. The record is from RefSeq and is a predicted model, not a curated record. The transcript has 8 exons. Gene Ontology annotation, biological process: N-acetylneuraminate catabolic process.
AAGAACACGUCGUUCGUUCAUCUUUAACAUUUAGAUAGAUUUAUUAUAUAUAUUAAACAAAAUUUAUCAUUUUAUCAGUCAACAAUCAUUCGAGCAUUCAGCUGAUAUUGAUACAGUCACACGGUGAAACAGUGUGAUCAACUAAAAGAAAUAAUACUCAACAUAAUGCCGCGCUUAUCAUACUUUUUUGAGGGUUUUUGUGUACCGGUAUUUAGUCCGUUCACUGAAAGUUUUCAGCUUAAUUUGAAAAUAAUACCGGCAUAUGCAAAAUAUUUAUUGGACAAUGGUAUCAAAGGCGUUCUAGUUAAUGGAACCACGGGAGAAGGCAUGUCAAUGGCAGUGACAGAGCGGAAGCAGGUUGCCGAGGCUUGGGCAGAAGCAGUUAAAGUUACAAAACAACACUUAAUGAUUCAAAUUGGCGGUGCAUCGUUACCAGACGUUGUUGAGCUUGCAAAACACGCAGAAAAAAUAAAUGCAGAAUCUAUACUUUGUCUUCCUGAAUUGUACUACAAACCAACGGAGUCGAAACAAUUGAUUGAUUAUUUAAAAAUUGUUGGAAAUGCGGCUCCUAAAACACCACUCUUAUACUAUCACAUACCUAUGUUUACUAAAGUAAACAUUCCAAUGGGACAAUUUCUUGAGCAGAUCGGAGAUGCUGUUCCAACAUUUGUCGGUAUUAAAUAUACAAGUCCAAAUUUGGAAGAAGGAGGGGCUGCUUUACGUGCUAAUAAUGGAAAAUUUACAAUUUUCUUAGGAAGCGAUCAAAUCAUGUCAGCAGGAUGCGCGAUCGGAAUGAAGGCAUUUAUUCCGACAAGUGUGAAUAUGUUUAGCAAGCUUGGACUUGAGAUUAUUGAUGCAGGAAUGCAAGGUGAUUUUUUAAAAGCCAAAAAAUUUCAAGAUUUGUUAUCACAAGCUGUGGUUGCUAUAUCAAAACACGGACACUGGGUAGCGACGAUGAAACCAAUUAUGGCUCGAUUAUCACCUAUUGAUCCAGGUCCAGUUCGACCUCCAAUCCAAUCGAUAAGUCCAACAGCUAUCGAAUUGAUCGAACGAGAUUUACGAGCAUUGGGAUUUUCAAAUGUUAAUAAUUAAUUUCAUCGGUUGGACAUUCUAUAUGAAGUUACUUCAUUUUUUAUUAACAAAAUAAAAAUUUACUGGUAUAAAGCAUAUUUUCAAUUUUCAAUUUUUCUAAAAAAAAAAGACUAAUAAUUAUUAUAUAUAAUUAUUAUUAAUUGUUACAUAACCCAAAGCAUGAUGAUGUUUAUUUCUUUUGAAAAAAAUAAAAAUUCGAAGACACUUGUUUUCAAAAAA